AUGGAACGCGUCGUAACACGGCAUGCGAUCCGCCUCGCCCAAUCUCGGAAAGCGUCCAUACCUCGAACAAUAUACAAACCCUCGCUGCAACAUCUUCGACACCGCAGCAACGACACCAAAAACAAGGACGACCAAGUCUACCCUCUAACAGGCUACUACGCCGACAUACUCUCCUCGCGCCAAACCCUAAACCACGAACUACAAAACACACCCACCAAAGAAAUCCAACCGCAAACCAAUACAGCACCAACACCACCACCCGCCGAAUCACUCCCCAAAACCGACAAAGAGGAAACGCUAGAGAAAGCACGUAUAGUGUUUGGAUCACGUCUCGCGGGGCCUGGCGAACGCAAAGACGAGAUAGAGGCACAUAGUAAAGAAAUCGCUGGUGUGUUUGUGCCGCCAAAACCAAAAGAACCAGAGGGCGAUGAUUGUUGUAUGAGUGGAUGUGUAAAUUGCGUGUGGGAUAUCUAUCGCGAGGAGUCUGAGGAGUGGAGUGCGAAGACUAAGGAGGCGAAGGCGAAGAUGCAGGCGCAAAGAGCACAACAACCGCAGGGCGCUGAUAUGCCUGCUGCUUUGGCAAGCAGUAUGGAUGAUGAUGGAGGUGGUAGUGAGACUCUUUGGACUGGGGGUAGUGAGGUUAACGAGGAAGAGAUGGAUCCAUUUGCCAAUGUUCCCGUCGGGAUGAGAGAAUUCAUGCGUACGGAGAAGAUGUUGAAGCAGAAACACGCUGCACAGGGUUCAAAAGGUGGAUAA
Messenger RNA from Aureobasidium musti, 756 nucleotides. The record is from the annotation of a GenBank genome assembly. NCBI's taxonomy places the organism in Eukaryota, Fungi, Ascomycota, Dothideomycetes, Dothideales, Saccotheciaceae.